GCCAUGACGCUGAUGGAGUACCUCAUCAAGACGGGCUCGGAGCGCGUGUCGCAGCAGUGCAAGGAGAACAUGUACGCCGUGCAGACGCUGAAGGACUUCCAGUACGUGGACCGCGACGGCAAGGACCAGGGCGUGAACGUGCGCGAGAAGGCCAAGCAGCUGGUGGCCCUGCUGCGGGACGAGGACCGCCUGCGGGAGGAGCGCGCCCACGCGCUCAAGACCAAGGAGAAGCUGGCGCAGACCGCCACGGCCUCCUCUGCAGCUGUGGGCUCCGGGCCCCCGCCCGAGGCUGAGCAGGCCUGGCCGCAGAGCAGCGGGGAGGAGGAGCUACAGCUCCAGCUGGCCCUGGCCAUGAGCAAGGAGGAGGCCGACCAGCCCCCAUCCUGCGGCCCCGAGGACGACGUCCAGCUCCAGUUGGCCCUUAGUUUGAGCCGAGAGGAGCACGACAAGGAGGAGCGGAUCCGGCGCGGGGACGACCUGAGGCUGCAGAUGGCGAUUGAGGAGAGCAAGCGGGAGACGGCGGGCCAGGAGGAGUCGUCCCUCAUGGAUCUCGCUGACGUCUUCACAGCCCCAGCGCCUCCACCGGCCUCUGACCCCUGGGGGGGCCCAGCACCCAUGGCUACCGCCAUGCCCACGGCUGCCCCCGCCUCGGACCCGUGGGGGGGACCCGCUGUCCCUCCAGCUGCUGAUCCCUGGGGCGGCCCAGCCCCCACGCCGGCUGCUGGGGACCCCUGGAGGCCUGCUGCCCCCGCAGGGCCCUCUGUGGACCCUUGGGGAGGGAGCUCGGCCCCCGCAGCUGGAGAGGGGCCCACACCUGACCCGUGGGGAAGCUCUGAUGGAGGGGCCUCGCUCAGUGGACCCCCGGCCUCUGACCCCUGGGCACCGGCUCCAGCCUUCUCAGACCCCUGGGGGGGCUCCCCUGCCAAGCCGAGCACCAACGGCACUGCAGCAGCUGGGGGCUUUGACCCAGAGCUCGAUGAGUUCUCUGACUUCGACCGGCUCCGCACGGCCCUGCCAACCUCUGGGAGCAGCACAGGCGAGUUGGAGCUGCUGGCAGGAGAGGUGCCCGCCCGCAGCCCUGGGGCAUUCGACUUGACUGGGGUCGGGGGGUCUCUGGCUGAGGCUGUGGGGAGCCCCCCGCCUGCAGCCACCCCCACCCCCACGCCCCCCACACGGAAGACACCGGAGUCAUUCCUGGGGCCUAAUGCAGCCCUGGUGGACCUGGACUCGCUGGUGAGCCGGCCAGGCCCCACACCGCCAGGAGCCAAGGCCUCCAACCCCUUCCUGCCAAGCGGAGCCCCCGCUGCCGGCCCCUCCGUCACCAACCCCUUCCAGCCAGCGCCCCCUGCGACGCUCACCCUGAACCAGCUCCGCCUCAGCCCUGGGCCCCCGCUCCCUGGGGCACCACCCACCUACAUCUCUCCCCUUGGUGGGGGCCCCGGCCUACCGCCCAUGAUGCCCCCGGGCCCGCCGGCCCCCAACACUAACCCGUUCCUCCUAUAAUCCAGGGCAGGCCCCCCAUCUGCUCCCUGGGAGAUCAGUGUUGUGAGUGCAUGUGACACGGGGGACCCCCACCCCAGAGCCCUCCCCCUCCUGGGGCCCACUCACACUACACUCUCUUCCUGCAUCCCCCAGCCCAUCUCCCCCGGCGAGAAACUGGACAUGAGGGGGAGGGGCAGGGGCGCUGGCUAGAGGAGGACCCCUUUCCCGUGGCAUUAGAAGGGGGAGGGAUAGCUGGGGUCCCCCCCACUCCCCUCCCUCCCAAAUCCAGCCCCCCAAUCAGUGUUUGAGCCUCCCCGUCCCCUCUGCACCCCUCGGUGAACCCUUGGUGAUGAUUUUGGCAACUUGGGGAAUAAACGACGAUUCUCGCGGGUGUGGCUCCCGGAAUUCCCA
Oryctolagus cuniculus (rabbit) is the source of this 1893-nucleotide messenger RNA. NCBI's taxonomy places the organism in Eukaryota, Metazoa, Chordata, Mammalia, Lagomorpha, Leporidae. The record is from RefSeq and is a predicted model, not a curated record.